Messenger RNA from Strigops habroptila (Kakapo), 6391 nucleotides. It is a transcript of the gene CEP135, whose product is annotated as centrosomal protein 135. Bases 444 to 3896 code for a protein of 1150 amino acids. NCBI's taxonomy places the organism in Eukaryota, Metazoa, Chordata, Aves, Psittaciformes, Psittacidae. The record is from RefSeq and is a predicted model, not a curated record. The transcript has 26 exons.
GCCCCGUUGCUGAGGUGACGGGGCGGAAGCGGCUGCGGCUCCGCGCGCCAUUUUCAAACGGGCAGCGCGGCCUAGGAGAGGGCCCACCCCGCGGGGCGCGGCGGCCUCCGAGGGAAGGAGGAGGAGGAGGGCGCAGCCGGCGGGAUCGGGCGCGGCCGCUGGAGCCGCCCCGAGGAGAGCGUGGCGCUGAGCCGCUUCCGUCUGUGCUGUCCCUGGGGAGCGCAGAUUAGCCCGGGCAGCUCCCUCAGCGUCACGGCCUACGCGCUGGUUGCUCGUUUCCUCGGGGUUCUGCAGUCCCCGUUCCCCGCCGGAGCUGCGUCUCUGCCGAAGCCUCUCUGAAACAUCGCGGCUACUCCUUAGCGGCUCGCCCUGCAAGAAUUUGCUUGUAACGGUGCCCUAUUUUUCUUGACUGUGACAAAAGCUGCUUUGAAGGUGUGCUUACAAUGACUACAACUGCAGAGCGAAGGUUCAUUAAUCUCAGGAAACGUCUAGAUCAACUGGGCUAUCGGCAACCACUGGGAGUGGAGAGUUUACCUUUGGUGGAAAAGCUUUUUAGUGACCUAGUUCAUACAACUGAGAGCUUGCGCAGUGCAAAGUUAUCUGCUGGAAAAUCUGAAAAAGAGUGCAGCAAUUAUGAUGCUGUUUUGGAACCUUAUAAAACAGAGAAUGCCAAACUUACCAGGGAAAAUAAUGAGCUACACUUGGAAAUAUUAAAACUGAAAGAACAAUCUGAUCGUUACGUUAAAGAUUUGAAAGCCUCCUUAAGGAGGGUUGAACAUGAAACAGCUGACUUGAAAUUUCUGAAUAACCAAUAUGUACAUAAAAUUAAAAUGCUAGAAAAAGAGAACAAAGCCAAGACUGAAAAAAUUCAGCAGCUUCAGGAGAAGAAUCUGCAAGCAGUGGUGCAAACACCUGGUGGCAGAAAAAGAAGCAUUCCCUUCAGGCGUCAACGCAUGCAGAUAGACCAGCCUGUCCCCCCAUCAGGUGUUAGUGCCUAUCCAGUUCCUCAGCCAGAGGACCCUUAUAUUGCAGACCUUCUUCAGGUGGCUGAUAAUCGAAUUCAUGAACUUCAGUCAGAAGUAGCGGAACUACAGGAAAAACUGGAGAUAUCUGAACGUGAAAUGAAAAAUUAUAGCAAACAGGUUGAGCUCAGAGACAAAGAAAUAGAGCGCCUCAUGCUAGCAUUGGAUGGGGGGCGUUCUCACGAGAUUCUCUCUCUGGAAUCAAGAAGUAAAAGUAAUGAGAAGCUAAUUGCUCAUUUGAAUUUGCAGGUUGAAUAUCUUCAGCAAACAAAGAAAGAACUUGAAAAUCGCAUUCAAGACCUCUUGGACACUAAACAAAAUGUGACUAGUGAAGUAGUGCAUUUAAGCAAUAAAAAUGAAGAACUGUGUCAAGAACUGAAUGAAAUAGACCACUUAGCACAGCAGUUGGAAAGACACAAGGAAAUCGUGCUUGAGACUGCAGAUAAGGAAAUUGGAGAAGCAAAGAAAGAAAUUGAAAGAAAACAUAGUGAAAUACAGGAUCUUGAAGAAACAAUAACAAGGCUUAAAUCGGAGUUGUGCUCAUGUCGUAGGGAGAAUGAGAGACUGAGUGAAGAACUCUUCGGAAAAACAGAUGAUAAAGAGAAUCUUGAACUCUUGUUAAAUCAGCUUGAACAAGAGAAACAAAGGCUGACAGAAAAAACAGAGAACUUAGAAAUAAAAGAACGAGAACUUGUGCUAGAAGUAGAAAGGAUGAGAUUAGAAUAUGGUAUAGCCCUGGGAAACAAAUCUCCAUCUCGCCUAGAUGCAUUUAUAAAGACUUUAGAAGAAGACAGAGAUUAUUACAAGCAAGAAUUAGAAUAUCUUCAGAAAAUGAUAAAACGAAGGCCUAGCCCAAGCCGUAGGACUUCAGAGAAGAGUGAAGAUCUUAGAUUCAUCACCAGAGAAAGAGAUGAGCUACGGUCCAUGUUAGACAGAUUUGAAAAACACAUGAUAGAAAUUCAAUCCAAUGUCAAAUUAUUGACAACAGAAAGAGAUAGAUUAAAUAUCCUUUAUGAGCAAUCUCAGGAUGAAUUGAACAGGAUGAGAAAAGAAGCAAAACAUAGUUCAGUUUCUCAAAGUCACGUGGAAGAAGAAAGAGACAAUGCACUGGCUGAUUUUAGAAGAAUAAUGGCAGAAAAAGAAAGCCUCAGAGAAAAACUAAAGAUUCAGCAAGAAGCAGCUAACCUUGAAAAAUCAAAGAUGCAGCAUGAUAUUUCAGAACUGGAGAAUAAUAUUCAAGGAUUUGAGAUGGAAAGGUGUGAACUAAAGGCUACAAUCUCUAUCCUGAAAGAAAGAAUAAACUCUUUGGAAAAUGAAUUAAAAUUGAAGUCCAGUAAACUUGUCCAGACAUAUGAUGAUUCUUCUCAAUUUAAAGCUGAGAUUUGCUCACUUCAGCUCUUAAAUGACCAACUCCAGAGGUCUGUUGAAGAUUUACAGCACCGAUUGGCCCUCAAAAAGAAUGAACUGCAGUCAGCUCAAGAAGAAAUUGUAAAGCUAGAGGAGAAAAUAGAUAGGUUAAACCAGAGGAGCACUUCCCAGGAUGAAGCAGUCAAUGUGCUUAGAAGUACUAUUACUGUUUUGGACAAAGAAAAGGAUAGUCUUCAAGAAACUGUAGAUGAAAAAACAGAAAGAAUUGCAUGCUUAGAUGACAACUUAGCUAACAAGGAAAAAACAAUUGCUCAUUUACGUCUAACUCUCUCUGAACUGGAGUCCUCAAAUGACCAGAUGAAGGACAUGCUGAGCACCAGAGACCGUGAGAUAUCUAGCUUACAUCGCCAGCUUGAUACGUCCCACGUAGAGCUUGCAGAGAUAGGAAGAGUAAAGGAAAUGGCUCUGAAAGAAAACAGGCGACUGCAAGAUGACCUAGCUACAAUGGCCAGAGAAAACCAGGCUAUCAGCACUGAGCUUGAAGAUGCAGUACGUGAAAAAGAAGAAAUGAAAACCAGGGUUCAUAAUUAUAUAACUGAAGUUUCUAGAUUCGAGACCUUGAUGGCUUCAAAGGAAAAAGAAAAUGAAGUAUUGUUAGAGAAGUUCCGAAUGGUCCAUGCACAAGCAGAAGACUGGGAAAUGAAGGCUCAUCAAGCUGAAGGAGAAAGCACCUCAAUACGACUUGAACUCCUUUCUGUAGAUACAGAUCGGAGACAUCUCCAAGAGAAAGUAGAGCUUCUGGAAAAAGAGAUUCAAGGGCAUAUCUUUGCACAUCAAGCAUAUGAAUCUCAGAUCUCCUCCAUUACAAAAAAAAUGUCCAAAUUGGAAGAGGAUGUUAAACAUGAAAAUCAGGAUAAGUCUUCUGUGUUGGCAGACCUGGCUUCUGUGCGGGAACUCUGCGUGAAGCUUGAGGCUAACAAAGAACUUUUAUCUCGACAGCUGACAUCCAAAAGCAUGGAUUAUGAAAGGGUUCUAGGUGAAUUAGAAGAUAUAAAAUCAGAAGUAGAGUUGCUGAAAAAGCAGCUAUCCAGUGAGCGACUUACAGUUCAGAAUCUUGAAGCAUUGCUGGCUACUAGUAGAGACAAAGAAUUUAAGAAUCAUUUAUCAUCCCAUGAGAAAGAUUCUGAAAUUCAGUUACUGAAAGACAAGCUAACACUCGCCGAGAGCAAACUAAACAGCUCUAAUAGAGAGGUUCCCAUGCUUCGAAGUAAAGUUGCACAGCUGCAGACUGACUGUGAUACUUUAAAAAGGCAACUGACAACUGAACGAUUUGAACGAGAGCGUGCAGUUCAGGAAAUGCGUCGCCAUGGGCUCUCUACAUCAUCCUUACGUGCUUCACCUCCUCUCAGUUCAACAUUAAGAUCUCCCUCACAUUCUCCAGAACGUACCAGUGUAAGGACAACUGAGAAAGCAACAGCUGAAAAAAAUGUGAGCUUCAAGGAGUAAACAGUACUUGAGCAACUGAAGCACUACCUUGUCACUGGGGCUUUGGGUUUUUUUUGUUUAAAUGAUGAAGGCUGACUCGUAUUCUACCUCUGUUUUCUUCAAAUCAAUAAUUACCUUUGAAAUUUCUGAGAAACCAGUGAAGUAAUCAACUUUGCAAAAUUCUGCUUUCCCAACUGGCUGGACUGACUGGUUUUUGCUGAUUGUUUGACAGGUUUUGUAUCAAGGCUGGCUAAGUUGUGUUACUGUUUUGCAAACAUAGUAAUUAUAAGAAGGAAAUUGGUGCUUGAUAUGACAAUCUCUUGUUUCCACUUUCCUAUUUUAUUUCUGUUGGCUUAUCUCACACGGUUACAGGAAUUUUUCAUCUUAGUGUGAGCUAACAGUGAAUAACAUACAUGAUUGUCCUAAAAAUGCUGAGCCAGUAUAUGUUUUGUACUCAUGACUAUUUUCUGUGUUUGGGCUUUUAACAAGUGUUUUCUGUUUACAGGUCAUUUUUCCUGGUAUUUAAAAGUAUUGGUGAUCUAUUUUGUGAAUGUAUUUUGUUUACUGUACCUUUUCUUAAUAAAAAUGUAUUAGUUAUUCUUUAUUAAUGUUUUUGUCAUCUAAUAACUACUUAUCUCUUUUUGUUUAAUCUUUGUGUGAAAUUGCAUUUUAAACAUUACCCCAAUUGUCCUGGUUUCGGCAGAGUUAAUUUUCUUCCUUGAAGGGAUAUGUUUCCUUCUCGCUUGACAGGAGUUGCCUCCAGAGAUGGAGGAUAUGACACCAAUAUUAAAUAAAAAAUGAAGAGAAAAAUGUUAUUUUUAAAGAUGUAUUCAACUCCUGUGUUAUAAACCCAGACUUUUUCAAUUUUAUCUGGAGAUAUUUUUCUAAUUUUGGUUGUAAAAGAUCAGAGCAAAACCUGGAACCCUACACACAGUUAAAUUCAAGCUGUUGGAGAGGUGUCACAGGCCUUUGUGUUACAACACACAUAUUAGGUAAGUGCAGUGAGAACUAUCUUUAAAAUAUGUGGCGUAUUUAGCAAAGGAGCAUUUCAGAUUUAGGCUAUGAUGUAAAAUGCAAUUAGCAGUCACAAGCUUAUGAUGCAGAUAAUUGUGUAUCACAUCAUUCUAUUCAGGAACAUGCAGUUUUCUAGUAAUUACACACCAUUCAGGUUGACAUGACAUGUUAUGUUCAUAGGUAUCGUGCAGAGGAUGAGAAGUGGGAGCAUGUCUUGUUGUACAUCCUUGCGCUGGCCAAUAGUUGCCUAAUGUUGAAUGAAAAACUGUGACUACCAGCUAACAUUACAAGCAUCUCUAAGGUGUAAAAAACAUAUUAAACGACAGGGGAAAAAUAUAUACUUUUUUUUUUUUUUUUUUUUUUAGAUUUUGUCUAUUUUGCACUAAGAUUGUUACAGUUAGAAAUUAUAAAUACUAUUGUGUUGACUGGCAAUAUUGUUUCACAUAUUCAUAGAUAAAUAAUUGCUGUUGCAACCUAUAUAUUUAAUUUUUCAUAUAUUGUAUUUUGUCAGUUUUGUUAUUUAAUAUGUAUUAAAUUUUACUAAUUAAAACCACCUUAUUAACACCAUUCAGAAGUAGCUGAAAAUACUUGUAGUUCAUUGGACUUCUGAGCCAUUGGAAGGACUUGUGUAUUUGACGUGGGUCUACCUCACACUUCUUACCUUUUAGGUCUCUCAUGUGCCAGUUACAGGAAUGGGGAGAUUGUAAUCUCUAAAUGUUACUUACAUAUCAAUACUGUUUGUAAUUAAGUCAGCAGUUUCCACUGAUGCUAAUUGACAUUAAUUAUUCCGGAUGAAGCAGUUCAGUAAGAAUGAGAAAAGAACUCAUGUUCUGCUCUCGACAUCUUCAGUGGUGACUGAAUAAAAUAUCUUAUUUUGUAUGUAAACCCUUUAAAAUUGGGAUCUGAAUUUUUAAAAACAAAACGUGUUCCAUUUUAUUGAAAUUAUGUAUUUCAUCUUAUAAAAAUGUAUAUUUUGACAUUACAAUUAAAACCAUAGCACUUCAAUUACUGGUAAUUUGACGUGAAUAUCAAUUAUGAAGAAUUAGUGGAUCAUUGAACACAGGUGAUUUAGUAAAACUGGUAUCACUUCAGUGACCAAAGCCUGUGCAGCGUUUUGAAACUAAAACAUUAGUGAUAUUCAGACUAUAGUAAAGCUGUAAUUUUACCUUCCAUUGCUAUUAUUUUGUAUACAUUUUUGUAAGCAACUAGAAUAAAGUAAUAUUUAUACAACUUUGCUUUAAAAUCAAGUAUGUCAUUCCAUGAAGCACAAAAUGAGCACAAAUUUGUGGAAGAUUUAGAUCUCUUUCAUACAUGAUCCUAUGUGUCAUGUACGAAAUAAGCCUUAUGUGAGUUGGGAUAUUAACAUGACUCUCCUGGACUCCCCUCCAAGAAGCUCCUGUGCUGUCCUUGCCUUCCGGAAGAUCAAAAGCCCAGGGAAGCAUCAUGACCUGUUUUAGUCCUCAGCUGGGGUGAGUUGAAAACGGAAUAGGGCAGACACUAAA